AUGGAAGGUCGCAGAUAUUCUGGCUAUCUAGCGGACGAUGAGAGUUUCAGAAGACCUCAGGACGCCAGUGCCCACAACAGCCCAAGAAGAGGUCCCUACGACUGGAGGACCAUGAUCCGGCCUCCGUCGCGCUGUCAGCACCGAACCGAACCGCCAGCCACUUCCACCGCCUCCUUCAACAGUUUCUCCCAGGGAGACCAAGGGAAACGGAAGCGCCACCAAAGCAGCAGCGGUAGCAGCACCGAGAGGACCAGCGACCUGGCCACCGAGUUUUCCGAAUUCGUGGACUUCUUAGCGGACGAGGACGUCCUGCAGAGCCUUCAGCAGAUCGUGGAAGACGCCGUCCAGAAGCUCCGCGACGUGACAUCCGACAGUGGGGAACUCAUCUUCGACCUGCAGGAGGAAACGUCCUCCAGCGUAGAGAGCGAGACGUGGUCUUAUUCCUACAGUUCGACGUGUUCCCAGAUCAAAUACCAAACCACGACCACCAUGUCCACCAUGUCCAGCUCGGACGAUGACCAGGAGAAGCACUUUAUGAGCCCAUCGUCAUCGAAGACAGGGGGCAAAAUUUGCCUCUUGGAUAAAUACGUCUCCAGGCUCCCCAAAGUUGGAAAGCAAGCUCCUCAGCAUCUGUCUGGAGGAAUCCAUGCUGAGUCGUUUUCCGAAAAGUCGGGAGAAAGCUACUUCCAACAGCAACACUUGCACAUCUGGGCCAAGUCGUUCCAGCAUCCCCAGAGGGAGUUUUUUGCCAGGUUCCAGAGUUCCUUCCCUCAAGAUUCGCUGUCGUUCGAAUCGCUCCACAAGGAGAUCACCAGCGUCUUGAAACGGCCUGUCCGGCAUGGAGUCCCCAUGCAUUACAUCUGCCACAAGCAUUUGCACGCCUUCUUGGAAGAGACCCAGAUCUUGGCCAGUCUCCAGGAUGUCAUCAACCAAGCGGUCCUCAAAAUCCUGGAGGCCACCAUGACGGGGGGGAUCCCGUUUCUUGACUUGUCGGAUGACCACGAGUACCCUUCGUCCUGGGAUUCGGAGGAGGAAGAAGAGUCCAGCGUCUCGGAAAGUGAAGACGAGAUAUCGGAAGAUGGGAUGUGCAAGGGGAAGAAGAAGAAAGAGCCCUUGGACGAUGGAAGCCUGCUCUCCCCAAAUCCAAGCAGAAGCCUGGCACGCCGGAGGAGGCUGCUCGCAUGCCAUCACUCCAAAGACAUCAAACGGGCGCGCCUUCAGGGUAAACCUGUCCCGAAGCAAUCCAUCAUCGAUUUCUUGAUCGAAAACGCCGCCAAGCUGAUUUUGUACAAGUACAAUUACGAAACCCUGCUUUCUGAGAAGCUGGGUUUUAUCUCCGUCCCGGUCACCAAGGUCCUUCUGGAGAUCAUGUUUGGCUACAAGAAAAUCAAGGGCAGUGGGAUACGUCUGUCUUCUCAGAUUGACUGGACCAAGGUUUACGAGGAGGUCUACAAGAAGCGGCCUGCCAAGCCUAAAGUCCCCAAACAAGAGAAGAAGAAGAAAGGCGAAGAGAAGAAACAGAAGAGAGCUGGGAGAAGAAGAAAACGGAGAAGAGCUUGCUCACAAAACCCAAAGGGAAAGUGA
This is a messenger RNA of Thamnophis elegans (Western terrestrial garter snake), 1584 nucleotides long. It is a transcript of the gene CCDC116, whose product is annotated as coiled-coil domain containing 116. Bases 1 to 1584 code for a protein of 527 amino acids. The record is from RefSeq and is a predicted model, not a curated record. Lineage: Eukaryota; Metazoa; Chordata; Lepidosauria; Squamata; Natricidae. The transcript is spliced from 4 exons. Gene Ontology annotation, cellular component: centrosome.